UUCCAGACAGGAUAGCUCAGGCUAGUUACUCGCGGAGGGACCAGAUGAAGCACAUCUGGACAGCUGUACUAGGAGGCUGUGUGGCUUCUUCGGGAGGCAGGACGUCACCUAGGCACGCCUCCCACGUCGUCUCCUUCUAGCUAUUUAUUAUUUAUUCAAUUUCGCCAAGAAGCAGCCAGGGCUCCAAGCUUGAAACUUUUUCUCCCCUCACCCCCAAGAGAGAAGGGCUAGGCCCGUUCAACACAUAGCUUAAUUUUCAGGGGGCUCUGAGAUCAAAAGAACAGAAACAGCAACAAAAGCCCAGCCUCGGCGGCCUGAUUUUAAACUGGCAGAGUUAGAAAAAUAAAGUUUGGGUAAACAGAGCAAGCUGGACCAUGGGAAGUUUCAAAGGUCAUGUUCUCCCUGGAAGCUUCUUCUUUAUCAUGGGUUUUUGGUGGAGUUCAAAGAGUAUUCUGAAGUACGUUUGCAAAAAGCAAAAGAGGACUUUCUACCUUGGUUCUAAAGCAUUAUUCCGUCAAAUGGAAAUUUUGGAGGGAAUUAUAAUAGUUAUCAUGGCCUUAACUGGCAUGCUUGGGGAACAAUUUAUUUCUGGAGGACCCUACCUGAUUUUAUAUAAAGACGGCCAGUGGAACCAACUCAUGGGCUGGCAUCACUGCACCAUGUAUUUCUUCUUUGGGCUGCUGGGUGUGGCUAAUAUCUUAUGUUUCACCAUCAGUUCACUUCCAGUCUCCUUACCCAAGUUAAUGCUGUCAAAUGCAUUAUUUGUGGAGACUUUUAUCUUCCAAAACCAUACUCAUGGCCGGGAAAUAUUAGACAUCUUUGUACACCAGCUGCUGGCCUUGGUCUCCUUUUUGGCAGCCUUGCUGGCCUUCAUGGAGUUCCUCACACGGAACAAUGUGCUCCUGGAGCUCCUGCGCUCAAGCCUCAUCCUGCUACAGGGGAGCUGGUUUUGGCAGGUUGGUUUUGUCCUGUACCCCCCUAGUGGUGGUCCUGCAUGGGAUCUGACUAAUCAUGACAACAUUAUGUUUCUCACCAUAUGCUUUUGUUGGCAUUAUGCAUUGGCCUAUAUCAUCAUUGGAGUGAAUUAUGCUUUUGUCACCUGGUUGGUAAAAUCUAGACUUAGGAGACUCUGCUCCUCAGAAAUUGGACUCUUGAAAAAUGCUGAAAGAGAACAUGAAUCAGAAGAGGAGAUGUAAUUUUCAUGGGCAUCCAUUCUAUUAAGAUAAACAUUAUUCUUUUUGCAUUGUCUUUGCUCAUUAUUUUCUUUCUUGCCCAAUUGAAAAACAACUGGCCGAAGAUGACUAUAUAAUGCUUGUAUUUUCAAUUGUGUUGAAAUAUUUGAAUUUGAAUAUUUUAUUUUUAGCUUUGAAAUACUUUGAGUGAUAAGUUAAAUUUGCAUAUCAUUGUAUUCAGAGUCUAGACUGACUUUUCCAACAUUAGCCAUAGUUUGAGGAUUGUACUAUGAAAAAUGUUUAUUUGCCUUAAGGAUAUGGCCAAUGUUAUUAAACAUAGAAUUAUAUUUGUUUAUGUUUAUGCUGCAAAGAGAAAUAAAUGAAGGCAUAUGAGUUGGCA
This is a messenger RNA of Fukomys damarensis (Damara mole-rat), 1572 nucleotides long. It is a transcript of the gene Tmem45a, whose product is annotated as transmembrane protein 45A. The record is from RefSeq and is a predicted model, not a curated record. The transcript is spliced from 6 exons. Bases 375 to 1196 code for a protein of 273 amino acids. NCBI's taxonomy places the organism in Eukaryota, Metazoa, Chordata, Mammalia, Rodentia, Bathyergidae.